This is a messenger RNA of Durusdinium trenchii, 3297 nucleotides long. NCBI's taxonomy places the organism in Eukaryota, Dinophyceae, Suessiales, Symbiodiniaceae. The record is from the annotation of a GenBank genome assembly.
AUGGAUCCCUGGUUGGGUAUGGACCCCUGGCGGAACUUUCGUGGAAUGUCUCAAGGAGGGCUUCGACCACCACCACCUUCCACAGGUGAUGCUUCCUCCCGAGCUUCGGGAGUGUUUGGACAGGGGCACUCAGGUUUAGCUCAGCCAGCCUUCAGUGGCAUGCAGUCGCAGCCGAGGGUACCGGGAAACACUUCCUUAGGAACGCCUGGAACUACGCCUUCGGCAGCUGGGAACUUUGCCACGUCUUCCUCACCAGUGGCAACACCUGGAAUGAGCCCAACUCCGCAAAUGUCUCAUGCAGCAAGCUUCUCAGGAUCUUUCAGUCAGCCUUUUUCUUUUGCACCGAAUCCCCAAGGGACUACUGGUUUAGGCAUGGGAGCACCUCCAACUUUUGGUGUGGAACCCCAAAGGGGACAUGUAGCUCACACUGCGCCGAACUUGGGCGCUGGUGCACCUGUGACCGGACCUCUCAAUGCAGCGAACCUGUGGCAUCAGCUUGACGCCACAGCAGCACCUCCGUCGGCACCUUCGAUCAGCAGUGCUUUUGAGAUGCUGGGCAAGCCUGUUCACCGACCUGCUGCAACGACGGUGGACCCUCAGGAAACGAUGAUGAAAGCUCUCACUGCAGCCCUGUCGGGCGAUCGAAAGAAUCUCCCAAGCUGGAGUGGGGACAUCGCUACAUUGAGGCCUUGGCUUCGACAGUUGAUGCUCUGGGAAGUCGACAACAAUGUUCCCAAGCACAAAUGGGGCUUGAAGUUGAUGCAAGCGUUUGGAGAACAGUCCCCUCCUCGUCGGAUUGCCGAGACCAUCGACCUAGCGAUUCUCACCUCUGAGAGUGGCUACUCUGCCAUCCUCUCGGCCAUUAUGGUCAAGUAUGGGCCAUACUUGGAAGCCGCUGGUCCAGCAUCCAUCGAGACCUUCUUUUAUGGCACCGAGAGGAAUCGAAAUGAGAACCUGUCCACCUACAUUGCAGCUAAGGAGGUGGCGUUGCAAGAGCUGGAAUCUCACCUUGGGGAGAAACUGCCUUCUCGCAUUGCUGGCCGCAUCCUCCUGAAGCAUGCCAACCUUUCAGAUGCUCAGAAGGAAGCUAUGGCAGUUCGCUACAAUGCACUGCUCAGUUUUGACCAGGCAGCCGCUGCUCUUCGGCCCCUAGAUCGUCCUGACGCUCUGGUUCAAAAAGUGACCAAGACUUACUUGACCGCGCAGGACUAUGGAGGAGACGAAGAUGACGAGGAAGAAGAACUUCUUCCAGCCGAUGCCGAGGAACCUGAGGAUGAAGAAGGCCCUGAAAGUGAUGGACAAGGAAACAUGACCUUCCUGAUGUUUGACCCUCAGGAAGAAUACACCGAAGAAGAAGCGACCUACAUUUGGGCCUACAAUAGUGCCUGCAAAGAUGUUCGCCGUGAACUACAGGCUCGAAGAAAGGGUCGUCAGUUUUUCAAGAAGGGAAACACUCCACCAGUUCAGAAGAAAGGCAAGAACAAGGGCUUCCAGCGCCGAGGCUUUGGCAAAGGCCGCAACAGCGCUGGUGGCGCUGGUCGCGGUCGAGGUCAAGCUCGUGGCACACCAGAUGAGUUGCUGGCAAGAACCAAAUGUUUUUCCUGUGGCGGUUUGGGCCACAUGUCGCGUGAUUGCCCUCACCAGGAAACACCGCAGACCUUUUUCGUGCACUCUGGAAGCAGCAGCCAGUCUCGCAUCUACGCCGUGAAUGUCAAGGCUGAGGUGCAACGGCAGCUGGAUGUGUUUGCUGGAGUGAGAACGGAUGACUGUGAAGGUGUGGUCGACACGGCUGCUGAAGAGGCCAUCAUUGGUUCUUCAGCCAUGAGCCGCCUUCGUGCUGCAUUGGCCAAGUUUGGGCUUCAGCCAAUCCCAGCGGAAGGAACCACAGCAACAUGCGCUGGGAUCGGUGGCUCAGCUACCAUCUGUGGAGUCUUUGACGUGCCAGUAGGCAUCGCUCGCACUAACGGGCUUCUUCGUGUGACGGAGAUUGCAGAUGCUGGCGCUUUUGAGACCCCUUUUCUUUUGCCCAUCAGCUACAUCGAACUGGUGGGUGGAGUGAUCGAUACCGGCAAGAACACCUUCUCAAUUCGAGGAGGAAAGAAGACACCAAUGCGUCGACUGCCAUCGGGUCACCGAACGAUCUCGGUGCUUGAGUUCAAUGGGAAAUGGCGAUUGCCAGAGCAGUUGGCAAAGGAGCUCACCAGUUCUUCAUCCACCAAUCCUUUUUCGUUGCCCAAAGCCAAUAGUGGCGAAAAGCUCCAACAACGACCUGGAGUGGCCGUAUGGUUGAAAAGAGGAGAUGAUUUGGUCUAUAUGGGUUCAUUGUCCUCCCGCACAACGUUGGUUCAUCCUCAUGAGGCGGCAUCUUCAGUGGUGGCGGCCUCGGCACUGCAGAUGGUCGUGCAGCUUUGGCUCCUGGUUCAAGCCCACCACAACUUUCCGAAGGCCGAAAUGCAGACUCGCAUCACUCAAUGGCUGGUGCAGGCGGAUCAGGAAGCGCCCACUGCCGGGCGACGCAAGACCAGCUCACAGAAGCUGAUGGGCGCUUGGAAGCGCAUGACUCAGCUCAUCAUGACCAUGAUUUUCAACACCAUCAAGCAGUCAGCCAUGGAUCACUUGCUCAGCCGCAACAAGCAGUACCAGGUGGCGACCGCUUCGCCCACCGAGGCGGAGAGCAAGUCCAAGAAGACCAUCGGCGAUGGCAAGGUGCGCCGAGGAAUUGGUCGUCCACUGCGGCGAUCCAACGCCUGCAAGACAUGGCACUGCGAGCCGUCCAAAUUAGAGUGGGCAGCCGAUGCGGAGAUCAACGUGCACCGCAGCAGCCCCAAGUCCAGUGCUCAGUCCUCGACGGAUCGACCAAGCCGAGUUGUGGACAUGCUGGUGCACUCCGACAAGAGCUACCCAGCCAAACUGCCACCGCCCAAGUAUCGCUCAGAUCUUCCAACACUGGUGGUGCAGGAGCUGACGGCAGAAGAGAUGACUCCAAGCAGUGUGCCUCCGGACUACUCCAACCAGACACGAACCCCGUCGUGGCUGGCAUCCCCAGUGCAAGAGACACCGGAGCUUCCAGUGGACUCCAUGGCAGGAGCUCGCACCAGUGGGCCCAUGAAGGCAAGGUCACCCAGUCCGGAUCGUCGUCGACGUAUGACCUCAGGUGUCCGGCCAGCUCAGCAUCGCACCAAGUCUCGCCAUCAGGAGACCAUGGAGAGGGAGCACCUCACCGAGCAGUACGAGAUCCACUCAUCGAGCAGCUCAGUGCCAAGCCUGCUGGACGAUGUCCAAGUGGUGUCGCCCUGA